Messenger RNA from Lolium rigidum, 2191 nucleotides. Its product is annotated as factor of DNA methylation 5-like. The transcript is spliced from 7 exons. NCBI's taxonomy places the organism in Eukaryota, Viridiplantae, Streptophyta, Magnoliopsida, Poales, Poaceae. Gene Ontology annotation, biological process: gene silencing by siRNA-directed DNA methylation. The record is from RefSeq and is a predicted model, not a curated record. Bases 72 to 1961 code for a protein of 629 amino acids.
GUCUUCAUUAAUUAAUCGACUGCUGCUACGGCCUCGGUUCAUCCGAUCUAGGAGAGGGCUGCCGAGAUAUCAUGUCUGCCAUGGACUGCAGCUCCGAUGAGUCAUCAGAGCUAAGUGAUACUGAUAUCGAUGACUAUGCUGAGAAGGUGUACGUGGACCUCAAGUCUGGCAGGUUUGCGGCUAGACUAGGCCCCGACAGGUUCAGAUGCCCGUUCUGCCUCGGGAAGAAGAAGCAGGAUUACCGUUACAAUGAGCUGCUUCAGCAUGCCAUUGGGGUGGGUGCAUCCAACCGCGCUGCCAAGGUGAAGGCAAACCACCAGGCCCUGGCCAAACUUCUCAAGACUGAUCAUGCUGAUGCGGCAGGCUCAUUGCCAGCGCGACAAGCCGAAGCACUGUUUAACCCCCCUAAGCCUGUGCAAGAUCAGGAGCUGUAUGUUUAUCCCUGGAUGGGCAUCCUUGCCAAUGUUCCAGCAGAGCAAACAGAGAAAGAUGGAGCCACUGUGAUGCAGCAGCUAGAUCGUUUCAAACCCUCGCGGAUUAAUGCUGUGGAUUCUUCUGAUGGGUACACUGGGUUUGUGGUUGUUCACUUUGAGAAGGAUUGGAUUGGGUUUAAGGAUGCCCUGGCAUUCCAUAACUACUACAAAUCCCGUCAUCUGGGUAAAAGGGAAUGGAAUGAGGCAGGUCGGCGGGGAAAGUAUAUUUUUGGUUGGCUGGCAAAAGAAGAGGAUUACAAUUCAGAUGAUCCAGUUGCUAGGUUCUUGUCAGAAAGAGGUGAACUGAAGACAGUGUCGGAACUGCAACUUGAGGUGUCCCGGAAGACUGAGACUCUCAUAACUAAUUUGACAAACCAGAUUAGUGCUAAGAGCAAGUAUUUAAUGGAACUUGAGUGCAAGUGUAAUCAGAUGGAUCUCGCUCUUCAAAGGGCCAUGGAAGACAGUGACUCACUGCACCAACGCUACAAUGAAGAAAUGCGAAAUAUGCAGUCUGCUGCCCGUGAACAUUCGCGGAGAAUUGUUGAAGAGACUGAUCAGCUGAGAAAGCAUUUGGAUGAGAAAGAGCGUGCCAUCAAAAGGAGAUCCAAGCAACUAAGUGAAAUUGUUGCUCAAACUGACAUGGAAAGAAGAAAACUGGAGAAUGAGAGGAAAAAGAAUGAUGGUCAAAAUGAUUCCCUCAACAUGGCCAGAAUUGAGCAAGAGAAAGCCAAUGAAGGUGUGCGAAUUCUUGUCGAGAAACAUAAGAAAGAGAAGGAAGCUGCUUUGAACAAAAUCCUGAUGUUAGAGGAGCAGCUCGAUGAGAAGCAAAAGCUUGAGCUGGACAUAGAACAACUUAGAGGCAAACUGGAGGUGGUGAAACACAUGGAGGGAGAGGGUAUUGAUGUGAAGAAACGCACUGAAGAGCUGACUAAGCAACUAGAUGAAAGAAUGGAUGCCAUGGAGCACAUGGAUGAGCUAAAUCAAACUCUGAUCAUCAAGGAGAGGAUGACUAAUGAUGAACUGCAAGAUGCAAAGAAAGAGCUGAUUAAGGGCUUGGCUGAUUUGUUAAACCCUCGUAGCAUCAUUGGAAUCAAGAGGAUGGGUGAACUGGAUGAGAAGGCGUUUUUUAGUGCUUGCAAGGAAAGGUAUGGCGCAGAGGCCGAAACAAAGGCUCUUGAACUCUGCUCCCUGUGGCAAGCUAAUCUUAGGGACGCUAAUUGGCAUCCUUUCAAGGUGGUGGCCAUUGGUGACACGCACAAGCAAAUCAUCGAUGAAGGCGAUGAGAAGCUGGUGGGCUUGAAGGAGCAGCUCGGAGAAGAGGUCUACAAGGCUGUUACCACGGCACUGCUGGAGAUCAACGAGUACAACCCCAGCGGCAGCUACGUGGUGUCUGAGCUCUGGAACAACAAGGAGAACAAAAAGGCCAGCAUGGGGGAUGUCGUGGACCACAUCCUGAAGCAGUGGAAGCUACAGAAACGGAAGAGGUGAUGCAUGCAUCAAUACUGGAACAAGCUAAGGGGUUUCGUCUUAGAGGUUCUGCAGAUUAGACAAGACUACCCAAUAGUUUCCUUUUUUACUAUGCUUCGUACUUUGUUGGUAGACUGGAAUUUUAUCUGCUUCUCUGAAGGCACACUUAUGUAUGUCCCUCUUAUAUCAUUCCUGAACCGUCGACACUUUGCGAGAACCAUCUGAAGCAACCGUAUUGGCUCCUGGAACUA